This is a messenger RNA of Entamoeba invadens IP1, 1083 nucleotides long. RefSeq lists its product as hypothetical. The coding region runs from base 1 to 1083 and encodes 360 amino acids. NCBI's taxonomy places the organism in Eukaryota, Evosea, Mastigamoebida, Endamoebidae. The transcript has a single exon. The record is from RefSeq and is a predicted model, not a curated record.
AUGGAAGAAACCAUCAAUUCGCUGAUAUUGAAACAGUACGUCUUUGAGAGAUAUCUUGAUAACAGGCAGUCCGCAGACCUUUAUGUCUUAGACGAAGUCAAGAAAGUGUCUGCCGUUCAAGUCACUUUAAAUGAAACGGUCGAGUCGUCAUCCAAAACAAUCGAACAGCUUCAAAAGGAAACACAACGCCUUACAACUGAAAACAACGCACUCAAACAAAUGGUUGGUACACUCGAGUCACAAAUAGCCGCAAAAACAAAAGCGGAGGUUGAGAGCUCAGAUGCUAUUAAGCACCUCACCGACCGUCUUGUCGCCUUAGAACAAUUAGUCCAUUCCCUUUCAACCACAUCGACUUUUGGAGCCAAAGAAGUAACUCAUGAAAUAGUCAAAGAAAAGGCAAAGCCAUUUGAGCAUCAUGAAGAACCUCACGUGGAACUCAUCGAACCACAAAAGCCAACUGCCGUCGUUCAAGAACCGGAAAAGGUAGUUGUAAAGCCUUCAGAAAAAACGACGACGGCGACAGUAAUCAGUGAACUUAAAAAAGAGGAAGAGCCAAAAGGCGUCGAAGAGAUCUUAGACACGCCAUUUGACAAAACAGUGAUCGACGCAAUCGAGAAAAUGGCGGAGAAGAAAGUGGUGGACACCUUUUAUAAAGGCACUGACGAGGGUUUUAGUGCAGAGGAGUUCAAUCGAUGUGUGGGAUCCAACAAGAAGGUGUUAGUCAUAGUGAAGACUACUAAAAACGACAUAUUUGGCGGGUAUUGUUCCGAGUUUCCGAUCGUCGACGACGUCGCGAAAGGGGUUUUUGGUGACAAGGAGCAUUUUGUGUUUCGUGUGAAAGACGGGAAAGCCACCAAAUACAUGAAGCGUGACAAUUCCUCAUACUCGACUUGGGCCUUUCCUGAUGAUUCCGAGAACAUUUUGUCGUUUGCUGGGGCCUUUGUCAUCAGUGGAAAUUGUAAAGCAAAUGAGGAGAGUAGGAUCUCUGGCAAUUUUAGUCGAGAUUAUGUUGAUAAUGGGGAAAAGCUCUGCAGUACUCCAACAUUUGCUGUAGACGAGAUGGUCGCCCUUCAGAUGAAUUGA